AAUGAAAGAAUAAACAAGGAUGAUAUACUAAGUAUAAACAAAAAAAAAAUAGAUGACCCCACAGGAACAACGCACAAAUUUUGAUUUGAUAUUUAUUUUUUAUUCGAAAAACCAAAAAGAAGACCUCAACAGUCACCACGAAAAUAAGUUCGCAAAAAGUUACAAAUAGUUUGAUAUAAAUUUAUGUUUCCGAAGGAAGACAAGGAAGUUGUCCUCGAAUCCUUCAGGCACCAGGGUAUGCAGCGAUUUUGUAAAUGCUCAAAAUUCUGUAGUGUUUUUUUAAGGUCUAAAUCUUUGACUCAAAGGCCUAAAUUUUCACUUGGAGAUUUUCUCGUUUCUCGGUGUUAAUAAUUUUCAUACUAUGCUGGGUCCAGUUAAAAGCAGUCUGGUUCGUCAUCGAAGUCGACGACGUUCCUCCAAUAAAACUAAAAAGUACUGGACGUUCGAUACAAAUACGUACAUGGAGUACGUUGCACAGGAAUUUACAAAAGAUGUACUGUGGACAUUUCCUCUAGAUGAAUUAAUUAAAUCCCUUUCAGCUUGCGCCUCAAAACUCAACGUCGCGCUACGCAAACAGCAUCUAAUUGAGGAGCAACUGCAACAGUGGGGCAUCUCCGAUCCAACUGAAUCAAAUGGUAACAGUGGUAACACUUCAGCCAGUUCAGCAAAAAGAGCGAGGAGAUCUUCCUCACAAGAUGAAUCAGAAUCGUCUCGAGAACAGAACUUCAAUUUGAAGGACAGCGAAGAGAUGUGCGCAAAAUUGGAGGAAUUAAAAAAGGCCGAAGUCAAGUCGGGUGAAAAGAUCAGUGACAACCAAAGGAGUGUUAUCUUAGGUGUUCUUCGAACUAUUUUCAUUCACGAGACCCGAUUUUCUACCGAAGAACUACGUAAUAUUUUGACGACGCUCAGUUCUAUACUCCCAUCUUUGAAUAAACAUUUUACUAAAUGCAUACGCAUUUAAACAAAUCAUUAACAGAUAUCUGUUAAUGAAAUCCGUAUUUUGUUCCCCGUAAUGCAUAAAUCAUUCAUUUAUCGUA
This is a messenger RNA of Planococcus citri (citrus mealybug), 1037 nucleotides long. RefSeq lists its product as uncharacterized. Bases 362 to 961 code for a protein of 199 amino acids. NCBI's taxonomy places the organism in Eukaryota, Metazoa, Arthropoda, Insecta, Hemiptera, Pseudococcidae. The record is from RefSeq and is a predicted model, not a curated record. The transcript is spliced from 4 exons.